UCUCCUCACCCUCCCCUGACUGACGCUCUGAUGCUUUUCCUUUUUUCCCUCCCGCCCUCCUCCAGCACCUGUGUCUGGUUGUCAGGGCAGUCAGAAGGUGACCAAGCCGCCUGCCGAACCCCGAUCUGGGACAAAGGCUCUGGACAGAGGCCCCCGACUCUGCCUGGGGGACCCCACAUGUCGCACCAGGACGGGAAUGGAGGAGAGCUUUGAAACGUUUGAGGAAGAACUAUGGCCCCCAAGACCAGAAACUCCCCCUAAAAAGCCUUUCAGACACAUCCAUAGAGAAGAUAUGUAUGCUGCCAGGAGAAUGAAAGAGGAGAGCCCUCCACCAACCACACAGAUCCCCCAGAGUGUACCCAGACAGACCAGUAACCCUCCCACCAGAAGUAUGUCCCUGCGGAAAUCUCUGUCCAUCCAGAACCUGAGCCAGAUCGACACCCCCUGGGAGAACGUCACCCUCAACCGCUGCCUGUUUGUGGCCAUCUCCAUCCUGGUGCUCACCUCUGGCCUGCAGAGGCUGCACGAGGUGGUGCGGGGUCGACGAGGGGCGGAGGAGGAGGUGGAGGAUGCGGGGCUGGCGGUCAGGCGCUCUGCCCUGAGGAACAGAGCACCUCCGGAGCCAGAGCCGCCCCUCUGGGAGGUGCUGUUGUCAUGGCUGCCAGACCUCAGCGAUGACGACGACAGCGGCGGUGCCAAGAGCGCCCGCUCCAAGAGGGGGGGGGCUAAGAACCCCCCCCGACGGCGGCAGAGGAACAGACCGGCCCCCGAGAAGAGUCUCACCAGAGAGGGGGGGGGGCCGGCUGGCGGAGAGAAGAGCCAAGAGAGAGAGGGAUGAGGACACUACAGCCAAGAGGAAAGGAAAACGAGCCAAACUGAGAGAAGAAGAGGAGGAGGAAGAGGAGGAGGAGGAGGAAGAAGAGGUUGUGAUACCCAAGAAGAAGAAAUCCAAAGCCGGUAAAUCGUGAGGAACUGUCGUGUGAACAGAAAGCUUUCACGCAAUCUUAAGGAAGGAGUUUAGAGGUAAAUCUCCGCGUGAUCGCAACAGAGAGUAGAUAGCUAUGUUCCUCACCAGAGGACGGUGAUCUGUAGUCUUCAACAGAUCCAGGGCUGUGACUGGUUCAGUCAGGAACAGGUGACUGAUCAGCCAAUCCUGACAGUUCUCCUUGUUUGCUUCCUGUUGCCUUGAUCCACCUGUCUUGUAAAGGUUUUUUUGUUUAUUUUUGCUCAGAUUACACUGUGAAGACAACAGCUAUGCUAUUCAUCGUGGUAUUGAUUAUUUUGAAGAGGGUCUCCAAUAGGAUCUAUGUGAAGUUACAUGUGCACUGAUUCUGCUACACUAACCAUCAGACAUGAAUAAAGUGAGUGUGAAGCCAUUAAGAGCUGUUUAUAUUUCAACAAACCACAGAACACAGGACAUUUCUCCAAAUAUUUUUUUCCAAUCAAUAUUUAAUUACAAAACAAAGGAAUCUUAAAAGAUGAGCUUCUGGUAAUAUUACAGUUGAGCGUUUUGAAAAGUAUGUCUUCUUAGUACAACAACACCAAUGUAAAACUGCCUUUCCACCCGUAUAAAAAAAAAACUACUGAAAAUUGACCCAGAUGAACAACUGUAGAAAAUGCCCCGGAGCAUCCAGAGUUUAGAGACACUGCAGUGGACAGCCAGCCAGCCAACCAACCAACCAGGCAGCCAAGCA
Hypomesus transpacificus is the source of this 1694-nucleotide messenger RNA. Its product is annotated as junctional sarcoplasmic reticulum protein 1. Lineage: Eukaryota; Metazoa; Chordata; Actinopteri; Osmeriformes; Osmeridae. The record is from RefSeq and is a predicted model, not a curated record. The transcript is spliced from 7 exons. Bases 197 to 838 code for a protein of 213 amino acids.